AUGGAAGAUGACGAUUUGUGCCCAGUUGAAGUAAUCAUCAAAGGAAGGAACUCUGAAGUUGCAGAAACCAGGAGUGGUAAGAAUUUCAAGAAUAAGAAUCUAAUGGUGGAAAAAUAUCAGUCUAACCAGCUAAGUCCAAGUGUUGAACCGGAAAAUCGAGUGUUGGACCAACUGAAGAAGGCUCAAGCCAACAUCUCGAUUUGGGGAUUGCUGAUGGCCUCACCAACUCACCGAGAAGCAGUUUUGAAGGCGCUCACCAAGUCACUCUUUUUCUCAGAAGAAGACUUACCUCCAGGAGGGAAGAAUCACAACAGGGCACUUUACAUCACCGUAGAAUGUAACAAAAAUCAAGUCCCUCAAGUCUUGAUCAACAAUGGAUCUGCUCUCAAUGUGAUGCCUCUCAGAGCUGCAAGAUGCAUGGGACUCCCCCUUGACAAACUGAAGCCAUCCGCCACGACCAUCAGGGUAUAUGAUAAUUCCAGGAGGGAGGUGAUCAGGAUUCUCACCACAACUAUUAGGGUGGGACCUGGCUGUUUCGCCAUUGAUUUUCAAGUCAUCGAUAUUCAAGCUUCUUUCAAUAUGUUACUCGGAAGGCCAUGGUUGCAUUCAACAGGAGUCUUGGCAUCCAGUCUCCAUCAGAAGCUGAAAUUCAUACAUGAACAGAAAGUGAUUACUAUUUUUGGAGACCCAGAAAUGGUACACACUUUGGCCAACAUAAAGGUGGGACGCUCAUCCAUACCAGAGGCACGAGAAGACUUUCCCUACUGCGGGAACCGUGAGCCAUGGUUCGAUCAAGAAAAAGGCCAUCUUCUGCUAGGGUUUGAGAUAUUAUUUGCAGAGGAAAUUGACUGGAUAGCCAUGGAACUCAAUCAAGCAAGCAAGGAAGGAAUUCAGGGAGAUCAAGGGAUUGGCGAGCUGUUCGUAGUAGCAGUGAUCAUCGAGGAAGAAGAAGAAGGACCAGCACCACAACUCCUCAUCCAACCUCUUCAAGGAUCCAUAGCAAAUUGGGCAAGGAUGAUGAAAAUUUUCCAUAUCGAUGGGUCUGAAGUUAUAGCCAGUUCUAGCUUAGUCCUAUCUGAGUCUGUCGUUGAGUCUGUAUCUGAGUCUCCUAAGGAAGUUGGAAAUGACCAGUCUGUUGAGUUUGUUUGUACUCUUCCUCUUAUCAGGAAUGAAAUUGCUGAUUCCAAGUAUGAUUCAUCUUCGUCUUCUUCUUCUUAUUCCUCCGAGGAUGAUAACAUUCUCGAACAUCAUAAACUGUUGGAACAAUUGGAGCAAAGAAGAGCUCAACCCGUCCGAGAGGACACAAAUCUCAUAAAUUUGGGAAAUGACCAAUGCCCUCGAAUGAUUAAAAUUGGUUCUUCCCUCAAUAAUGACGAAACAUCCCAAAUGGUCUCUCUCCUCAAGGAAUUUGAGGAAGUGUUCGCCUGGUCCUAUAAGGACAUGCCUGGUGUUGACCCAAAGAUCGUGCAACAUAGGUUACCUACAUACCCAGAUUCCAGCCCAGUCAAGCAAAAGCUAAGAAGGAUGCGACCAGAAUGGAGUGAAAAGAUCAGAGAGGAGAUCAUCAAGCAAUGGAAUGCAGGAUUUCUCCAAGUGACUCAGUACCCUCAGUGGUUGUCCAAUAUUCUAUCGGUUCCUAAGAAAGAUGGAAAGGUCCGAAUGUGUGUUGAUUUUCGUGACUUGAAUAAGGUCAGCCCUAAGGAUGAUUUCCUGCUACCCCACAUCGAUAUAUUGGUUAAUAAUACUGCAGGCCAUGGCCUAUUGUCCUUCAUGGACGGUUUCUUAGGCUACAACCAAAUAAGUAUGUGUCUAAAGGAUAGGGACAAGACGACGUUCACCACACCAUGGGGGACGUUUUGCUACAAGGUGAUGCCCUUUGGGUUAAAGAAUGCUGGGGCAACAUAUCAAAGAGCGGCCACGGCUAUACUUCAUGUCAUGAUACACAAAGAAGUGGAGAAAUGUGUAUUUGGGGCAAGAGCAGGAAAGCUGCUGGGUUUCCUUGUUAGUGAGAGGGGGAUAGAGGUGGAUCCCGACAAGAUAAAGGCCAUCACCGAAAUGCCACCACCAAGGAUAGAGAAAGAAGUGCGAGGGUUCUUUGGUCGCAUCCAGUAUAUCAACAGGUUCAUAUCCCGCUUAACUACGACGUGUGAACCCAUCUUCAAACUUCUAAGGAAGAAGGAGCCAAAGGAGUGGAAUGACGACUGUCAGGAUGCCUUCAUACAAAUCAAAGAGUAUUUGCUUUGUCCCCCUAUACUGAUCCCUCCCGUGUUGGGUGAACCCUUACUCCUAUACCUGUCGGUGGGAGAAGCAUCGAUUGGAUCGAUAAUGUCACAAAUUAACCAAAGGGAUGGAGAAGAGCAUGCAAUCUCCUAUUUGAGCAAAAAAUUAUUAGAGUAUGAAACUCGCUAUACUCCGGUGGAGAAAACAUACACUUCCCUGGUAUGGGUGACCAGAAGGCUGAGGCAUUACAUGGUAUCGCAUCCAGUCAAGUUGGUUUCGAAGAUGGAUCUAAGCAAAUAUCUCUUCGAGAAGCCUGUGCUAACUGGAAGAAUGGCCAGGUGGUUAUUGUUAUUAUCCAAAUUUGACAUAAUUUAUGUUAAUCAAAAGUUGGUAAAAGGGCGGGCAAUCUCGGACCAUUUGGCGGCAUUCCCUACAAAGUCUGAUUUGCAGCCUAUAGAGGACUCCUUCCCGGACGAAGACUUGCAAUUCGUAGAAGGUAGUCAAAAUGAAGAGUGGCAGUUACAUUUUGAUGGAGCCGCAAACCAAAAAGGGUUCAAGGCAGGCAUCUUACUCAUAACUCCAGAAGAUUCUUACCUAUCCAUGGCAUUUCGGUUGGAGUUCAGUUGCACCAAUAACAUAGCGGAAUACGAAGCUUGUGUUAUAGGGUUGGAAAUGGCCUUGUCUGUGGGAGUAAAAAAAAUAAAAGUUUAUGGAGAUUCUUCUGUUGUGAUCUGUUAA
This is a messenger RNA of Telopea speciosissima, 2958 nucleotides long. RefSeq lists its product as uncharacterized. NCBI's taxonomy places the organism in Eukaryota, Viridiplantae, Streptophyta, Magnoliopsida, Proteales, Proteaceae. The transcript is spliced from 4 exons. Bases 1 to 2958 code for a protein of 985 amino acids. Gene Ontology annotation, molecular function: RNA-DNA hybrid ribonuclease activity; nucleic acid binding. The record is from RefSeq and is a predicted model, not a curated record.